AUGAUGCGUAUCUCGAUACGACGAUUCAGCGUUUCACUGCGUGUACGAAACCAAAUCUCAAGUCUUGCCUUGCGCCCUUACCAACAAGAAUGUGUUGAUACGUGUCUAAAAUCGCUUGAGACUACCCGCCGAAUAGCAGUUAGCCUUGCUACCGGAGGAGGCAAAACUGUCAUAUUCAGUCAUUUGAUCGACCAGAUUCCACCGAAUCCGAAAACUGGAAGCUCGAAAACGCUCAUAUUGGUGCAUCGCAAAGAACUGGCAGACCAGGCCAUUGCGUCUCUGCGAAGGGUAUACCCUGAAUACAAAAUAGAACUGGAUAUGGCAAAUCGCAAACCUUCUCAUGCACCAGACAUUGAUGUUGUUGUUGCCUCGGUUCCAACUCUGAACAGGAGCACUCAGCGUCUAGAAUCUCACGAUCCAGGUGAAUACAAGGCUAUAGUCGUCGACGAAUGCCAUCACGGCGUCGCAGACUCGUAUACCAAGAUACUGAAGCAUUUCGGCUGUGACUCUGCUGAUUGUGAUAUAGCGCUGCUCGGGUUCAGCGCCACAUUGUCGAGAUACGAUGAGCUGCCACUUGGUCUUGUUUUUGACGAAAUUGUGUUUGACAAAAAUUUGGUAGACCUCAUUCGAGAAGGCUAUUUGUCUGAUUUUUCGUGGAUCCAGGUUUCUGCGGGUCUGGAGCUCUCCCAGGUUGCCAUCGGUCAAGACGGAGACUAUAAGAUGGACGAGCUGGCGAGUCAUGUUAACAAAGACGAAAUCAACGCCCUGGUCUUUCAAAGUUACCAGCAUUUUGCAGAGAAGUAUCAACUGAGAUCAUCGUUGUUCUUUUGUGUCAAUGUUGCCCAUCUGGAAAGUUUAUCGCUGGUUUUUCGCUCCAACGGCGUGAACGCUCAAUAUGUAACAGGCAAUACGUCCAAGUUUGAGCGUGAAAGACUGAUCGCAGAAUUCUCAAAUGGGCAGCUGCCUGUUCUAAUGAACUGUGGUGUGUUCACAGAAGGCACAGACAUUCCGAAUAUUGACUCGAUAUUUAUAGUACGUCCGACACAAUCGAAAACUCUCCUUACUCAAAUGGUGGGGCGUGGGCUACGGCUUCAUGAGAACAAACAUAGAUGCUACGUGAUUGAUUUCGUGGACGCACACAAAGUGGGUGUUCAUUCUAAUCCCACUCUGGAAGGGAAGAUGAAAACAAAUGGGGUCUCCUUGUUUGAGAGCGAUACUGGUCGCGGCAAACAGGAGGGUCCAGAAAUAGAAGACAUAAAAUACAUGGAGUAUGACACUCUUGAUGGCUACCAAAAGAUUUUCGAAAAAUUUAAGGAGCAAGAAGUGGUCCAGACAGAGAAUAUAAUUGGCAAAUUCAAGACAAGCCAGUUUCCGUGGAUCCAGUUGAGGCGAGAUGUUUGGGGACUCAGCAUUGGAAACGAAGAGUUCUAUCAAAUUAAAAUAUACCCCACCGGUGCUAAAAUCUUGUCUUUUGUCAAAACCAUUCGUCGCGGCAAGAUCAGAUACCCAGAGUCACAAAAAGUAGCUGAGAAGGCGACCCUCGAGGAACUCUUUGCAGAGUUCGAAAAGCAACUUGAGAAGUAUCCUGAAAAGUAUCGAAGCUAUCGUCAGACAUUGAUUCGUGGCGCGAUCACUCAAAAACAGCGAGAUUUCAUUAGAAGCGUUACUAUAAACCUGAUCGAUAAGAAUCCCAAGAUAGACAAAGCGAAGUUCAUUGGAUUGCUGGACAAAAAGCUGAAUGUUAUGAGCAAAUUCGCUGCUUCGAACCUCAUUUUUGCUUACACAGUUUCGAGAACAAACGCUCUGAAGCUGUUCGUCAAGCAACAAGUUCUCCCCUCGAAAGCACUCCAGAAAUACGUAGUCUCGCGAUGA
This is a messenger RNA of Ogataea angusta, 1872 nucleotides long. RefSeq lists its product as uncharacterized. Bases 1 to 1872 code for a protein of 623 amino acids. The record is from RefSeq and is a predicted model, not a curated record. NCBI's taxonomy places the organism in Eukaryota, Fungi, Ascomycota, Pichiomycetes, Pichiales, Pichiaceae. The transcript has a single exon. Gene Ontology annotation, molecular function: DNA binding; hydrolase activity; ATP binding.